This is a messenger RNA of Scomber scombrus (Atlantic mackerel), 1806 nucleotides long. It is a transcript of the gene fkbp10a, whose product is annotated as FKBP prolyl isomerase 10a. The transcript has 10 exons. The record is from RefSeq and is a predicted model, not a curated record. Lineage: Eukaryota; Metazoa; Chordata; Actinopteri; Scombriformes; Scombridae. The coding region runs from base 111 to 1802 and encodes 563 amino acids. Gene Ontology annotation, molecular function: peptidyl-prolyl cis-trans isomerase activity.
GACUUCUUGCGGUGCUCCUCCGCUUCUUGAACCGCAUCACCCCGCUGGCAGGCAGUACGAGCUCCCUCUACUCUGCAAACUUCCGCACUCAUUGUCAAAACUCCCAGAAAAUGGACCUGAUCGUAUCCUUGGUGUUUCUUGUCCUGCAUGUUGUAAACUGCAGCCCCGGGCCUUUAGUGGACGUGGUCGUGGAUCGGUACGACAUCCCGAAACUUUGUCCCCGGGAGGUGCAAACGGAGGAUUUCAUCCGGUAUCACUUUAACGGCAGCUUCCAUGAAGACGGGAAAAUAUUUGACUCCAGUUAUAAGCGAGGCAAAGCCUUCAUCAGUCAGGUCGGCCUCGGCAGACUCAUCACAGGGAUGGACCGGGGUCUUCAGGGCAUGUGUGUCAAUGAACGCAGGAAGGUCAUAGUCCCACCACACCUGGCCUAUGGAAGCAUAGGAACAGGUGGUGUUAUUCCUCCUGACGCUGUGUUGGUGUAUGAUGUCCUCCUACUGGACAUCUGGAACACUGAGGAUAAGGUGCAGAUCCGCACAAUCAGCAAGCCACCGAGCUGCAACCGCACCACCGUGGCAUCAGAUUUUUUGCGUUACCACUAUAACGGCACCCUGCUGAAUGGUGAAGCCUUCGACUCCAGUUACUCGAGGAAUAGAACCUAUGACACCUACUUGGGGAAGGACCACAUCAUCAAAGGCAUGGAAGAAGGUCUUCUGGGCAUGUGUGUUGGAGAGAGGCGGAUCGUCAUCGUCCCACCCUUCCUGGCAUAUGGAGAAAACGGAUACGGAACUCAGGUCCCUCCUCAGGCUACGCUGGUGUUUGAAGUGCUGAUGGUUGAUGUGUUCAACCCUAAAGAUGAUCUGAUCAUGGAGGUGAAACAUAUGCCUGAAAUCUGCACCCGCAAGACGGAGACCGGAGAUUACAUCCGCUACCACUACAACGGCACCUUCCAGGAUGGUACUCCCUUCGACACAAGCUACCAGCGAAAUACCACCUACAACACUUACAUUGGCAUGGGAUAUGUCAUUAGAGGGAUGGAUAAAGCUCUGCAUGGGUUGUGCAUAGGAGAGAAGAAGAGGAUUAUUGUGCCUCCUCACUUAGCGUAUGGUGAAGAUGGAGUUGGAGAACUCAUUCCUGGCUCUGCUGUGCUGGUCUUUGACAUCCACGUCAUUGAUUUCCACAACCCCAGAGAUCCAGUGGAGAUUAAAGUGACCCACAAGCCACAGGAAUGCAAAAUGACAAGCGCGGCCGAUGAUUUGAUUCAGUAUCGUUAUAAUUGCUCCUUGAUGGACGGCACCCUUCUGUACUCCUCGGAUCACUAUAGCUCACCUUCCACCACGACUCUUGGAGCAAACAACGUGAUCCUGGGUCUGGAGAAAGGUUUGAGUGGCAUGUGUGUUGGUGAGAGGAGAGAGGCGGUUGUUCCACCUCACUGGGGCCAUGGAGAAAAUGGAGCUGGAGAAGUCCCGCAAAGUGCGGUGCUCUUCUUUGAGCUGGAGUUGGUGGAUCUGCAGAAGGGUGUGCCAGAAGGCUAUGUGUUUCUGUGGCUGGAAGAUGACCCAGAUCCUCUCUUUCCUGCUAUGGAUCUUAAUGGUAACAAAGAGGUCCCUCUAGAGGAGUUUUCCACCUUCAUCAUGCUCCAGGUUAAAGAGGGCAAAGGUCGUCUUCGGCCAGGCGUCGAUGCCAACAGAAUUAUUAAGGAAAUGUUCGACAACCAGGACCGUAACAAAGACGGGAAGAUUGUAGAAGAUGAACUGAAAGUUAACGAUGAUGAGUCUGAACAAGCGGCACGAGAUGAGUUGUAAAGAG